Castor canadensis (American beaver) is the source of this 936-nucleotide messenger RNA. It is a transcript of the gene Spem1, whose product is annotated as spermatid maturation 1. The record is from RefSeq and is a predicted model, not a curated record. Lineage: Eukaryota; Metazoa; Chordata; Mammalia; Rodentia; Castoridae. Gene Ontology annotation, biological process: sperm individualization; flagellated sperm motility. Gene Ontology annotation, cellular component: cytoplasm.
AUGGCCAUGGCUGAGAGGCCACGGCCUGGGUGGGCCUCAUACCAAAACCCCAACACCAACAACUGCCAGGAUAUGGGCAACUCCAUCCUGUUGCUAUUGGGUCUCAUCAUCUGUGUUAACAUUGGCAUCAAUGUGGUGACCCUGCUCUGGAGCCGGCUUCGUGUCGUCUUACACAGAAUAUUCCAUAUCAUUUGUGAAAAAGAAACAGCUAAGUUAUCCUCACCUGGGAAGCAGACCCAUUCCUUGAGGAAGCAGAACUACCCUUCAGUCCAUCUUCGAUGCACCGUGGACCCUGUGAAGAUGACCGUGACACCCCCACCCACUCGUCGGCAUCGGCACCAUCGAACCUCUCCAUCACGCCAUCCCCACCAUCCAGUAGCUUGGGACCCUGACAGUGAUGAUGAGAAGCCCCCAAAACAGCCAGAGAUCUGCUCUCACCAGUGGGAUGGCCCCAAGGCUUGGGAAGGCUUCCAACCCGCCCAGGAGAUCUGGGAAUCCUGGGCUCAGGAUGCUCUGGAGCCACCUCCCCAAACCAUCCGCUUCCAGCCAACAGUGGAGGGAAGGCCCCUCAAAACAGAUAUCCGGUCGGAUCUGGGCCUUCGAGCCUAUGUAUAUACCGUGAACCCCCCACCUCCCAGCCCAGAGGCUCUGAGCCAGAAGAAUAAUGGGGUGGGGAUGCGGGCAGGUGCUGAGACAGAGGAAUCAGAGUCCCAGCCUGCCCCACCACCCUUCCUGGGCCCCGCAAUUGUCCCUGAAGUCACCCAGCGCUGCUCCUCAGGCCGAAUAGCUUAUGAUGCCCGGGAUGUGAGGAGGCGGCUUCAGGAACUGACCCGGGAGGUGGAGGCCUUGACCCACUGUUACCCCUUGGCCUCUGGAUCCAGCACUGCUGAGGGGAAAGGCAAGGACUGGGUAUAUCGUCCCCUGAAGGGGAGGUGA